Messenger RNA from Lycium ferocissimum, 1346 nucleotides. RefSeq names its product cationic amino acid transporter 6, chloroplastic-like. The transcript has 2 exons. Lineage: Eukaryota; Viridiplantae; Streptophyta; Magnoliopsida; Solanales; Solanaceae. Gene Ontology annotation, molecular function: amino acid transmembrane transporter activity. Gene Ontology annotation, biological process: amino acid transport; transmembrane transport. Gene Ontology annotation, cellular component: plasma membrane. The record is from RefSeq and is a predicted model, not a curated record. Bases 13 to 384 code for a protein of 123 amino acids.
AAGGAAAGCUCAAUGUUGAACCUGAUAAUGACAGCCUUCCAUGUGGUUUUCUUUGGAUUGAUAAUAAUUGCUGGCUUUUGCAAUGGAAAAGUUGAAAACUUAGUAAAGCCAGGAGGGAUAGCUCCUUAUGGUGUAAGCGGGAUUCUUGAUGGAGCAGCCAUAGUUUACUUCAGUUAUAUUGGAUAUGAUACAGUGUCCACCAUGGCUGAAGAAAUAAGAAACCCUUCCAAGACUCUACCUGUUGGAAUUGUUUGCUCAGUCCUCAUUGUCUCUGCCCUCUAUUGCCUCAUGGCUUUAGCUUUGUGCCUUUUGCUACCUUAUAAUAUGGUUCCAGGAUGUUACUGCCAAUGGAAGAGAAUGAAAAGCAAAAGAUUAAAGCAAUGAGAAGGUAUAAUUCAGAUUUUUAAGUACUGUGUUGACAUUGACAUUUCUUUAUGAAAAUGGAGAUUUUCCUUGAGGAAGAGAGUGUUUAUUUUCAUUUUUCGCGUCAAAGGAUUAUACUUUUGUGUCCUCACAUGCUACUUAUUUUACCUACUAUUCUCUGACAGCAGAAAUUCCAAUGCAUGCACACUCAAGAUUUUAGUGUCAUUUUGAUGUUGAAACUACUAUGUCUGAGUUGGUUGAUCUGUUCAAACAAAUUAAUUAUUAUGUUUAUAAGAGCCCUUCCACUGUACAUUUCGAAAUAUUUAAAACCAACAACUACCUUUAAUAUCAUUUGGAAUGGUGAAAAGGUGUACAGUUUAAUACCAUCCUCUGUCUGAUGAGGUUUUUGAAAUUUGACUUGAGCUAGGUUGAUUGCAAUGUAAGUUGAGUUGCUUUCUCUGCUCUUUUUGUUAGUGCCAUUUUGCUUGCCAUGUAAGAAAAAACUAUCCUUUGUUGCGAUGUUAAAUAUCUAAUGUUUAUGCUGGAUGUUUCUCCUUCCAAUCUUAUGAAAAAUCACACUUUCAAGAUACCACAUCUGUGGUGUAUGAUGAAUUAUUGAUGACGGUUGUGGUGUUGAUCGGAUUACUCUAAUUAUUAUAAUGAAAGUAGGAUGAUCAUUGUAGCAAAUUAGUAUCAACUGAAGGCUUAGGGAUAAGGAGGAAAAAAGUGGUCUUUUGAAUGGGACAAAUAUGCUUCACAUACACUAAUUUUGCAGCUGAAAGACUAGAUUUGGAGAUUAUUUAUGUGGGGUGUUUGAAGGCAUCAGAUUUAGAAUUCAAUAAACAAGAGGAAGUAGCAAAAUUCUUAUGAAAGAAAUUUAGGUAUGUACCAACUAUCUUGUCAUUGAUAAACAAGUACUAUCAUCUCAUGAUUUUUGCCUACUAUGUUGAGCAGAAUAUAAUAGAAUAAAAGUUGAUUUUUUC